AUUCAGUCCAUCCGUCACAAUCAAAGCCCGCGCUGCUCAUCCGCUCCGGGCACGCGACUCCAGACAGAGAGACAAAGGCACCGCCGCCGAGAUGGCUCUCCAUCAGUUCGACUACAUCUUCGCCAUCGGCCUCAUCUUUGCCGCACUCGAUGCCUGGAACAUCGGUGCCAAUGAUGUGGCCAAUUCGUGGGCGACGUCGGUCGGGUCGCAGUCCGUGACGUACCUGCAGGCCAUGCUCCUCGCAUCAGCAAUGGAAUUCGCCGGCUGCGUGGGUGUGGGCGCCCGUGUCGCCGACACCAUCCGUACCAAGAUUGUCGACACCUCGCUCUUCGUCGACGACCCGGCCCUGCUCAUGCUUGGCAUGGUCUGCGCCGUCGUCGCUUCCUCCCUCUACCUCACCUUCGCCACCAGGUUCGGCAUGCCCGUAUCCACCACCCAUUCCAUCCUCGGCGGUGUCAUCGGCAUGGGCGUUGCCUCAGUUGGUGCCAAAGGUGUUCAAUGGGUGGGCUCCGGCAGCGGCACUAGCGCCAUCAACUCGGGUGUUGUCCAGGUCUUCCUCGCGUGGAUUAUUGCUCCGGGCCUUGCUGGGUGCUUCGCUGCCAUCAUCUUCCUCCUUACCAAGUACAUGGUGCUGAUCCGAAGCAACUCCGCCCUUUGGGCGCUCCGCGUCGUUCCCUUCUACUUCGCCCUUACCGCCAUGCUGCUUACCAUGCUGCUCCUGUGGAAAGGUGGCAGCUACGAGAUCCACCUCACCGACCCCGAGAUUGCCGGCACUAUCGUUGGUGUUGGUGCGGGCUUCGGCCUCCUGGUUUCCCUCACGCUGGUGCCCUGGAUGUACCGCGUCGUCAUCAAGGAGGACUGGCAACUUCGCUGGUACCACAUCCCCCUGGGACCUCUCCUGUUGCGUCGUGGUGACGUCCCUCCGCCGCCGGAGGAUGCCGGCCCGGUCGUCAAGAACUACUAUGAAGGCCGCAUGACCAAGGAGGAGUUCGAGGCCCGCAAGGCUGCUCAGCGCGGCGAUGUCGAAGUGGUGGGCGGCGACGCUGCCGCCGAGAAGACGGCCAGCGCGGAGGGUGCCGUGGCCGCGGACAAGUCGGCCACUGCGGAAGGCUCCGAUGCCGCCUCGGCCGAGCGCCCGAACCGGAGCCCCCUCGCCGAUGUCCGCAGCGCCCCCAAGAAGCUGGUGGGUCCCAAGCCCGAGGGCAAGUGGUACGAGGGCCGCGUGCUCUUCUGGUACGUCAAGUGGGCGCUGCUGCGCGGUGUCGACCAGGAAGUCGUCAACGCCAAGAGCACGCACAACAUGCUGGCCAAGAACAUCGACGAGGUGCACGCCUAUGCCCAGCACUACGACAACAGGACCGAGUACAUGUACAGCUUCCUCCAGAUCAUGACGGCCGCCACCGCUUCUUUCACCCACGGCGCCAACGACAUUGCCAACGCCAUCGGCCCCUUCGCGACCGUCCACCAGGUCUGGAACGAUGGCGCGCUCCCGGCCAAGGGCAAGUCAGACGUGCCCAUCUGGAUCCUCUGCUUCGGCGGUGCCAUGCUGGUCAUCGGCGUCUGGACCUACGGCUACAACAUCAUGCGCAACCUGGGUAACCGCCUGACCCUGCAAUCUCCCGCGCGCGGGUUUUCCAUGGAGCUCGGCUCUGCCAUUACCGUCAUCCUUGCUACCCGCCUGAAACUCCCCGUCUCUACCACUCAGUGCAUCACUGGCGCCACUGUCGGCGUCGGCCUCUGCUCCGGAACUUGGCGCACCGUUAACUGGCGCAUGGUCUUGUGGAUCUACUUCGGAUGGAUCAUCACCCUGCCCGUCACGGGUAUCAUUUCGGGUUGCCUGAUGGGUAUUAUCAUUAAUGCUCCUCGCUGGGGCUACUCUGGCUGAAAAAAAAAAAUACUCAUCGGGCGCGGGACAGUUUGAGUAGCAGUUGAUUGGGGUUUGCAGGAUGAGCCAAACUUGGGGUGUUUGCAGUUGUACUUGGUUGUUUUCAUGUUAAUAUUCAAAAUACCCCUGUAUCGAUCAUCGGUCAGAUAUGUGACCAUGUAAUGGAUGUGUCAUACACCGUU
Thermothelomyces thermophilus ATCC 42464 is the source of this 2067-nucleotide messenger RNA. RefSeq names its product phosphate-repressible phosphate permease. The record is from RefSeq and is a predicted model, not a curated record. NCBI's taxonomy places the organism in Eukaryota, Fungi, Ascomycota, Sordariomycetes, Sordariales, Chaetomiaceae. Bases 92 to 1885 code for a protein of 597 amino acids. The transcript is spliced from 4 exons. Gene Ontology annotation, cellular component: membrane. Gene Ontology annotation, biological process: phosphate ion transmembrane transport.